GGUAUCCGUAGGGCCUCCACGGUGUAGCGUAUACGCCGCACAGACCAUAAAUAUGCAUUAAUUUUAUGAAGUUUCAAGUUUUACGUAUUCCGUCCUUGAAAAAGCGUUUUCCUUAUUAACUGCGUACCCUUACUGCGUGCAAAAUUAUGGAAGUAGAUGCUAACCAAGAAACUAAAAGCGAAGUUUUUGGUGGUGAAUGCGAGUUCACAGUAGGUGAUUUCAUUGGAAGCGGAACUUUUGGUAUGGUCUACAAGGGAGAAAUCACGGUACGCAAUGAUUAUGGAGGGCAAGGAGAUAAUGUGGCAGUCAAAAUUGUCGAUUGCGGGGACAAAGAUGAAGUAUCGGUCGAAAUGCGCCAGAGAUUUCAAACGUUGGUUCGUCUUAAACAUGAAAACCUGGCUGUUUACCAUAAAAUUAUCAUAAAGACCAUACAAGGAAAAACGUCGAUCGAGCUGGUCAUGGAUUACUAUACCGGUGGCGAUUUGGGGACAAAACUGAGCAAUCUGAAGGAAAACAAAAUUUUGCUCGAGAAACCGAUUGCACUUCGCUACGCCGAGGAAAUCACCAAAGGGAUAAGUUUCCUGCACCACUGUCAUAUUAUUCAUGGAGAUUUAAAACCAGCAAAUAUUUUAUUUAAACAAGCCAAUAACGGUCUGGAAAGUCUGGUUAUUGGUGAUUUGGAUGAUCUUGUGAAACUCCAUACAAGCAUUACAACUUCAUUCGACCUCAGCAACCUUCUUAACAUCUGCGGCACACUGCGCUACAUGUCACCGGAAAUGCUUCAGAAGUAUAUGUUGCGUCCCGAAAGGGCGCCUGAACCCGGACGCAAGACUGACAUAUGGAGUUUGGGAUGUGUCAUACAUGAUUUACUGGAUCGCGUUAUUGGUAAUGAAGAGAGAUGGCUUCAGCGAGAAGAGGAAAAAAUGGAGGCUGGGGAUAAAAUUGGCGAACGGCCUUACGUUAUUGCACUGGGCGAUGGAUUUCUUCCGUGUGUUUCUGAGUUAGCUCCGUUGGAUCUGAUGGAAAUUGUUUGUCGAUGUUUGAAUCCAUUACCUGCAGCUCGGAGUUCGGCACUUGAGGUUUUAUGUCUUCUGCAAGAUGCCAAAGAAACCCUUGCUGUGUAAUAAGCUGUCUUUUCACUUUUUACUUUAAUAUCUAUUUCAUUUUAUCGUCAUUAUCGUAACACUGAUUAUCAGUAACCGCAUCAGUAACCGUAUCGUAACACUGAUUAUCAGUAACCGUCUGUCUGAUUAUCUGCAUCAGUAACCGUUGUUCUUAUUUCUGCACGUGGCUGUGCCAAUCGUCGGUUCCAUGGCGUAUGGCUUAUCGUUAAGGCUAAUCGUACAACACUCUUUGUAUCGCUCCAUACGGCACUUGAAACAUCAGUAAUGUACGUCGGGGAGCAUAUAGUGUAUAACGUAAU
Molecule: messenger RNA, 1423 nt
Organism: Paramacrobiotus metropolitanus
Lineage: Eukaryota; Metazoa; Tardigrada; Eutardigrada; Parachela; Macrobiotidae
Product: probable serine/threonine-protein kinase fhkD
Exons: 2
Coding region: 147-1124 (325 amino acids)
Biological process (GO): protein phosphorylation
Cellular component (GO): cytoplasm
Molecular function (GO): protein serine/threonine kinase activity; ATP binding
Source: RefSeq, a predicted model, not a curated record